This is a messenger RNA of Leptidea sinapis, 972 nucleotides long. RefSeq lists its product as uncharacterized. The transcript is spliced from 2 exons. The coding region runs from base 127 to 972 and encodes 281 amino acids. The record is from RefSeq and is a predicted model, not a curated record. NCBI's taxonomy places the organism in Eukaryota, Metazoa, Arthropoda, Insecta, Lepidoptera, Pieridae.
UGAAAAUUGUUUUACAACUUUCAUUUGUAGCUCCAUAAAUUAGUGUUUAGUUGUUGUUGAAUUAAUGUUUAACUAGGAGCAGCAUAUGAAUAAUAUUGUAAAAACAAUUUAUUUGACAUUUAGCUGAUGAGUAAUCCACUUUUCACUCAGCUAGAAAUGGAUGGCUUCCAAACUAUAUACAAAAAUGAAUUUGCGGAAAAUUGGCGUAAAAAUCUUUUGGAGGAUGCGAAAACAGAGGUAGAACAGUGCAAAAAUGUAAAACUGCUACCACAGAGUGCACGACUAACGUUAUGGCAAUUUUGUACCAAGCUAUGCAUUACUAAAGAUGGCGUCCCGGGUCAUGCUUGUAGGUUAGUCGAGAGAUACCUGAUGGCUCAAUUGAGAAAUUAUAAAAAGAUGGCAGAGACAGUGCAAAGGAGAAAAUUCAUACGAAAAUUGAAAGAGGAAUUCCUAUUAACAUUGAUGGUCGCCAUACAACUUUCAGCAAAAAUGUCCUGCACCGAGAAGAAGGAUGAUUCGACACUUGUCCGAUUCUGGUUGCUCAGUUACGGUUGCUCGUUCACACUGACGGAUAUCCGGGAGAAAGAAUUUGCGAUAAUACGCGACCUGGAAUUCAGGAUUCCACUCUGGACAGGUGUCGAUACAGCAUUGAUGUUAGCAGUGGAAGCAAAUAUGACGGAAAGCGUUAUGGAGACUAUAGCACUAAUGAUGGAUACUGCAGAGUUCUUCCGAAAAGAGAUCGCUGAAAAAGUAGGUGAAACAGUUGGGACGUCAAAAGAGAAUGUAUUUAUUCGAACAAUACACUUAGCAGCAGCCGCAGUUUCCGCCGUUGCUGAAUUGAUAAAAGAAAAUUUUGAAGACACCAUUAACACGGUAGCUAAAGUUACCGCAGCACCGGUUGAUUACGUUAAUGUUAUAAAGAGUAUUUUACUUAAUAUUUUUGGAGACUGCUCUGGUGAAGUUAUGUUCUAA